AUGUCUUCACCAUCCGACAUUAAAGACAACGGCGAUUGGACAGUCAUUUACGAUGACCAGGAUGAGGAUGACCAAAAUGGCAAGAAAGAAGAAAAGCUUUCCGGAAGGAGAAAGACUCUCUCGCGAACUUUGUCUAUACCAAAGACCAUGUCUAUUAUGUCCGACAACAAGACUGAGAUAUCAACAGUAGCCGAGCUCUUAUCCCCGAAGUUGAAGUUACCUCAGCUAGGCACUGACUCGGCGGAGAGAGUCUUCCCCGUUCGCUCGGUCGUCUCAUUUGAUUCCACCCCUUCAUCUGCCCUACAGACACCUUCCCUCGAUAAGCUCGAAACACCAAUAUCUCCUUUUUCAGACACAUGGAGUGCAGGCUUCAACGAACAAGCGGGCUAUCAGCAGAAGAAUCUACCGGGGGAGAACAUGAAUGCUGAGGAUGGUGUCUCAAAAAGACCUGAUCAUCUCGCUCAACUACAUCAGAGUGGCGGAAGUGAGAUUUCAUCAGAGCUCAAAGGACAAUCCUACGCCGGCCAUAAUCUCGACAUUUUGGAACAAUUAAAAAACACCGCGCAAAACGGUGGUGACAUCCUUGACUUCCACAAAACGACGAAGGGGAUAUUCUUCUCGCAUCAAGAUGAAGAGGACAUUUUUAUUCAGUCGUUCGGUGCACUCGUUGUGAUGAGAGAAUCCGACGGGGGUUUUGAAGUGCAGAUAGCGAGCGAUAACUCCGAGGAAAUCAUUGGGCAUUCCCCUGAUACACUGUUCGAGCUUCCGUCAUUUUGUGAUGUAUUGCAAUCCUCGCAAAAACAGAAUUUUCUUGAUCAUGCUCAAUUCGUCUUGAGCGAUGACUACUCAGUUGAGGAGUCUGGCCCGGACGUUUUCUUCCUUUCUGUGUUAUCAUCCGAAGGAGAUACUCAGGGUACUUGGUGUACCAUGCAUACUAGCACAUUAUAUAGGAAUUAUGUGAUCUGCGAGCUACAGCCUGAGGGCAGAGGGACAAAGGAUCAUCACGAUUUCGAGAAUCCCGAGAGUCAAGCAAUAACGUCAGAUGGUCGGAGCUUGGAUAUGACUUCUGGGGCAUUCUUCGAUGAUUCCAGGCCUUCAGGGAAAGAUCUUGAUACCAGAAACAGCAAAGUUCCGGACUCUUCGGAGCUUCUCAAUAUGAUCCCUCGAAUUCUCCAGCGAAUUGCAAGUGCUCAAACGCUAGAAACGCUUGUUCAACAUACCAUCACCACUUUGCAACGUCUUGUUGAAUUUGACAGAACGACCAUGUAUCAUUUUGAUAGUGACCGCAACGGAAUCGUGGUCGCCGAUGCGGUUGAUACUUCAUCAAGAUUAACUUCAUACGAAGGCAUACAUUUCCCGGAAUCAACGUUCCCAGAAGCAUUGAAGAAACUAUACACACGCAAUAUUGUAUGUUCCUCUUGUUCUGGAAGUCAAGGCACUUCAAAGCUUCUAUAUCGAGCUUCCACCAACAAAAGGGCCCUCGAUAUGUCGAACACAUAUCUCUCUGCUGCACCAGCGCUCCCAACAACAGACACCGAAAAUCCUGUCGAGGCCUGUUUGUCAAUUCAAAUCAAUGUAUUUGGCAAGCUUUGGGGUCUCAUAUCAUGUCAGUCCUAUGACAGUAACCAAAGACUCCAUCCGCUCAUCCAGAAAAUCUGUCGGUUUGUGGCCGAGGCAGUUUCGAGUAACAUUGAGCGUCUUUCCUACACCUUACCGUUUCAAUUUCGAGAACCGGAUAUCUCCCUGAACCAAACGAGCACAACUCAGGCCAUCAAGACUCCAACUGGCGAUCUUCUCAGUCUGUUCGGGGCAGAUUAUGCCGCAGCAUCGAUUAUGGGCGAGGUUAAAAUCUUGGGGAAACCAAUCGACUCGCAGGAAGUUCUGGCAUUGCUUGAAUACAUGAAAGCUAAGGAAAAUGACACUGUGUUUUGGUCCGGAGAUAUCGCUGCCGAUUUUCAGGAUCUCAGCUACUCGCGCGGCUUUCAUCAUCUUUCCGGUCUGCUUUACGUUCCUCUUUCAGUCGACGGUCGCGAUUUUAUCAUCUUCUUCCGGGCUGUUUUAGAAAGCCAUACCCUCGCGUCUGACUCGGACAAAUCGAGUCGACAGCAUGAGUGGUCGUCAGCAGACUUUGGAAAGGCAUCAGUUCUGUCUUUGCUAUAUCGCACUUUCACUGAUAUAUGGCAAGAGAAGGAGGCUACCCUACAGCACAAUCAGUUAAUGAGGCUUCUACUCGCUAAUUCUGCGCACGAGUUCAGAACACCUCUUAAUGCCAUCAUCAACUAUCUGGAAAUUGUUCUCGAUGGCCCCCUGGAUCAAGAAACACGAGACCACAUUUCCAGAUCCCACUCAGCUUCCAAGUCAUUGGUAUACAUCAUUAAUGACCUUCUGGACCUCACAAAUGCUGAAAACCGACAAAGGUUGAUAAAGGAUGAGGCAUUCGAUCUCACAGAGACACUCAGGGAAGCAACAGAUAUAUUUUGGGAAGAAGCAAGACAGAAAAAUGUCGACCUGCAGGUAGUCCAACACGCAAUCCUACCUCCCGUCCUCGGAGAUCAACGACGAGUACGCCAGGUGAUCACAAACUUGAUCAGUAACGCUGUACAACACACAUCUACCGGAGCUGUAACAAUAGAGUCUUGUAUCGUACCUGAGCCGCUAGAGCCGGAUCACAUCUGUGUCGAAGUGGCAAUACACGAUACCGGGUCUGGCAUGUCCCAAGAGACUGUUGAAACAUUGUUCUGCGAGCUAGAGCAAGUCUCUAACAAGGGAUAUAUGCAGAAUCCUAAGUCAUAUGAGCAAACUUCGAGUGGCCAAGUGCUCGAGACUGAAAGUGUACUUGGUCUAGGCCUCGCACUGGUCGCCCGAAUCGUGCGCAAUAUGAAUGGACAGCUAAGCUUGAAGUCUGAAGAAGGGAAGGGAAGUUGCUUCAAGAUUAAGCUUGCAUUUCCUCUACCAGAUGAAAAGAGUGGUCAAAGGCAGAACUUGUGUGCUACGUCAAACGACCAUCUGCAGGACGAUGAAAGAAAACGAAACACAAAGCAAGAGAGUACAUCAUCACGUUGCGUAAAGUCUCAGGAAGAAGGGGUUGUUCCAUGUGAAUGUGGUCAUACUCCAGAAAUGAAAUCAGGUGAAUCCGUCGUGAAUAUCGAUGUGAGCUUGAAAACCGGUGAACCGAGAAACCUCUCACUUUCUGGCCAACAGCUCGAUCAGAGCACCAAUCCAGAUAAACCAACCAUUUCACUUCAGACUCAAGAUCCCAAGGAAUCAUUAGAAGCACCUAGGUCUCCCAUCAAAGAAAACAUCUCAAGCUCACCUACGACAAAAUCCCCAACUAACCAUCCUACCCGCCCACCAAGCUCCUCACCCGCAAUGGACUGGAACCUCCACGUCCUUGUCGCAGAAGACGACCCGAUCAACAGCUCAAUCGUGCAAAAGCGUCUUGAGAAAUUUGGCCACACAGUGCACAUGACAAGCAAUGGCAAAGAAUGCGCGUCUGCCUACAAAGCUCAUCCUACUCGUUUCGACGCAGUGCUGAUGGAUCUACAAAUGCCCAUCGUCGAUGGUCUCGGUGCAACACAGAUGAUACGCGAAUACGAGCAGCAAGAGCUGGCCAAUGAGACUACACCUGCACCUCGCAUUCCCAUUUUUGCUGUUUCGGCUUCCUUGCUCGAAGAGAAUCUGAAUUUGUAUAUGGAUGCGGGCUUUGAUGGGUGGGUCAUGAAGCCGAUUGAUUUCCAGAGGGUGGAUCGGUUGCUUGGGGGUGUUAGGCUUCAGUGGGUGCGGGAGGAGCUUGUUUAUCAGCCUGGUGUGUGGGAGGCUGGAGGGUGGUUUGAGGCUUAG
Molecule: messenger RNA, 3840 nt
Organism: Penicillium vulpinum
Lineage: Eukaryota; Fungi; Ascomycota; Eurotiomycetes; Eurotiales; Aspergillaceae
Product: hybrid sensor histidine kinase/response regulator
Exons: 2
Coding region: 1-3840 (1279 amino acids)
Biological process (GO): protein autophosphorylation; detection of visible light; phosphorelay signal transduction system
Molecular function (GO): phosphorelay sensor kinase activity; histidine phosphotransfer kinase activity
Source: RefSeq, a predicted model, not a curated record